CAUAAAAUUUACAUCACGUGCCUCGCACGUGCGUUCUAGUAUACCCAUUUUUUGAGUACCAAAAUUUCGAUGUUAGAGAAGAGAAAUGACCGACCAAACUUCUCCAUCGUGUGGUUCUGUGAUUAUGGGAUUGAUCAUGGAAACCAAGGGGAAGGAGCAGUUUGUGGAUGUCCAUUAUGUCAAUACUGCUGUUCCUUGUGUUGUGGAGGAGUAUUAUGUGGGUUUUCCAGAUUCUCAUGAAGAUCAGGAAAGUGUGUACCAAACAGCUAGAGCUUCUUCCAGUGCUGGUUCUAGAUCAGAUUUUGUUAGGGAUCAAAGUACGAAUCGUGGAAAUUCAUUGAGAACUGCAAGUGUUGUUCGGUCACAGCUAACCAUAGAUGAGGCUUUAGCGAGAGAAUUGCAAGAGCUAGAAGUUGCAGAAGUUGAUAUAACCUCCAAAAGUUCUACCAAAUCGAGUGGUGGACAAUAUACCUCAAACACAUCAGAUCAGGUUGUGAGACAAGAUGAUGUUGACCCAGACAAUAUGACUUAUGAGGAAUUGCAAUCGCUUGGUGAAGCCAUAGGUGCUGAAACCAAAGGACUGUCUGAUGAGCUGAUAUCAUUCUUGCCGACUUCUACUUACAAAACUGGACUCUUCUCACGGAAAAACAAAGAAGAUAAAUGUGUGAUAUGUCAUGAUUCCUACAAGAACAGGGUUAAAUUGAUUCAUCUGCCCUGCCAGCAUUAUUUCCAUUCCAAGUGUGUUGCCCAUUGGUUAAAGAUCAAUAAGGCAUGCCCGAUAUGUAAAGAGGAAGUAUUCGGUUCUUAGCAAAUGACAAGCCAAGCUUCGAUAGAGUUUGAGAAAUCGAAAGAUGUACAACAAUCCAAAUAUCUGCCACAAACUUCACUUCUUUGUAAGAUAUGCCCAGUUUUCCAAAGUUCUGAACAUUUUGCCAUCAUGUUGUUUCUUGACAUUUUGUUAACAUUAUCGAUGAAUAAUUUGAAUCCAGAGAAGCAUGUUCACAUUCA
This is a messenger RNA of Dioscorea cayenensis subsp. rotundata (Guinea yam), 1008 nucleotides long. Its product is annotated as E3 ubiquitin ligase BIG BROTHER-related-like. Gene Ontology annotation, molecular function: ubiquitin conjugating enzyme binding; ubiquitin-protein transferase activity. Gene Ontology annotation, biological process: negative regulation of organ growth; protein ubiquitination. The record is from RefSeq and is a predicted model, not a curated record. NCBI's taxonomy places the organism in Eukaryota, Viridiplantae, Streptophyta, Magnoliopsida, Dioscoreales, Dioscoreaceae. Bases 86 to 808 code for a protein of 240 amino acids. The transcript is spliced from 8 exons.